Myodes glareolus (Bank vole) is the source of this 2897-nucleotide messenger RNA. NCBI's taxonomy places the organism in Eukaryota, Metazoa, Chordata, Mammalia, Rodentia, Cricetidae. The record is from RefSeq and is a predicted model, not a curated record.
CGGGGCCAGUCGGCCGGGCGUCCUGGCGCUGCUGUUCGCGGUGUGCGCUCCGCUCCGGUUGCAGGCGGAGGAGCUGGGUGAUGGCUGUGGGCACAUAGUGACCUCUCAGGACAGCGGCACAAUGACAUCUAAGAAUUAUCCGGGGACUUAUCCCAAUCAUACUGUGUGUGAAAGGACCAUCAUGGUCCCGAAGGGGAAGAGACUCAUUCUGAGGUUGGGAGAUUUGAACAUUGAGUCCAAAACCUGCACUUCCGACUACCUUCUCUUCACCAGCCCCACAGAUCAGUACGGUCCAUAUUGUGGGAGUUGGGCUGUUCCCAUAGAACUCCGGGUGAACUCGAGUGAAGUGACUGUCCAAUUCCGGAGCGGAUCUCACAUUUCUGGCCGGGGAUUUUUGCUGGCCUAUUCCAGCAGUGACCAUCCAGAUUUAAUAACGUGCUUGGAACGAGGCAGUCAUUAUUCGGAGGAAAAAUACAGCAAAUUCUGCCCAGCUGGUUGUAGAGACAUAGCAGGGGACAUUUCGGGGAAUAUGAAAGACGGCUACAGAGAUACCUCUUUGUUGUGCAAAGCUGCCAUCCACGCAGGGAUCAUCGCAGAUGAACUAGGGGGCCACAUCAACCUGCUGCAGAGCAAAGGCAUCGGUCAUUAUGAAGGAGUCCUGGCCAAUGGUGUGCUCUCCCGGCAUGGCUCCCUGUCGGAGAAACGCUUCCUGUUCACCUCCACAGGAAUGAAUAUCACAACCGUGAUUAUCCCUUCCGUGGUCUUCAUUAUCCUUGUCCUGGCUGGAGUGGGCGUCUUCGCAGUCUUCAGGAAGAGGAAGAAAAAAGGAAAUCCGUAUGUAUCAGCCGAGGCUCAGAAAACAGGCUGUUGGAAGCAGAUUAAAUAUCCCUUUGCUAGGCAUCAGUCGACCGAAUUUACCAUCAGCUAUGACAAUGAGAAGGAGAUGACACAGAAGCUGGAUCUUAUCACUAGUGAUAUGGCAGAUUAUCAGCAGCCUCUCAUGAUUGGCACCGGAACAGUCACGAGAAAGGGCUCUACCUUCCGGCCCAUGGACACAGACACCGAGGAGGCCAAGGUGAGCACUGAGGCCAGUGGCCACUAUGACUGUCCUCAACGCCUGGGCCGCCAUGAGUACGCAUUGCCCUUGACGCACUCUGAGCCGGAGUACGCCACGCCCAUCGUGGAGCGGCACCUGCUACGAGCCCACACCUUCUCCACGCAGGAUGGCUACCGAGUGCCUGGGUUUAGGCCCACUCACAAACACUCCCUUUCCUCCGGAGGGUAUCCCCCUGCUGCGGGAGCCACCCAGAGUGAAGGCUAUCAGAGGCCAGCAAGCCCCAAGCCUGUGGGUGGUGCCUACGACAAGCCGGCACCCAGUAGCUUCUUGGACAGUGGAGACCCUGCUCCUCAGUUGCAGAUGACUCCUGGGGUGAAUGAUGGUUAUUCAGCACCCAGAAACGGACUUGCACCCCUCAACCAGAUGGCCGUGACUGCUCUUUUGUGAACCCAAUGUGAAAGAAACCUGCUGUGGUACUGAGCGAGCUCUGCUGCAAGUCACUGGAGAAGUGCGCGCAUGCGUGUGUAGACUCUUCGUGAUCCUAGAGACAACCUCACUUACUGUUUACAGAACUGUGCAGCUGGUUUUGUUCCGACCCUUCCAGCAGAGCCGGUUGGUUUCUAUUUUGCAGGAAUAGAGACUUUUCCCAUUUCUCCAACUGUGAUGCUGUGCUGUAAAAUGUGCAAUUUGUACAGUCGUAUUUAACAUGAAUUAGAGUAACGAAGUUUAUGGUGUUUGUUUUCUACAUAGGGGCUAAGGUGAAAGCUUGGAAUUCGCCGAGAUGCGGUAGAAUAUGUGCCUGUUUCUCAGUGUGUUGGGUUAUCUGACACUGUUAGCUGCAGGUCUGUUUAAAAAACCCUGUCUGGUUGUGGUGGCUCGUUUCAUUCUUGAUAAACUAAAAACAUUUUUUAAAAACAUUUUUUUUUCUCCUGGAAGAAAUGAAAUUACUUGAAAUAUGAAAAGCACACAAGGUUGGGGUAAGUGAUUGUUAGCUAUCAUGGCCGUAGAUUUGUGCAAGCAAGCACACCACUAGAGCACCUGCUGCCUGCUUAGUGAGUGAGGGCAGCUCAGUGUCCUGGCUCUGUGUGGGACCCAGCUGCACCCUGAGGAACCCCAUUCUCUAAGGCAAGGACUUGGCCUUAUUUAUUAAAGCACAGUUUUCACAAGCAAAUCUGCCUUUCCACGGUGCUGAGACCGAAGGCAGUCCACGCUUUCUCUCCAUAAUUUGUAAUGAAGGUAGCCGAGCAAUUGUAGCUCGGGGGACUGUCAGGUAUUCCUAAACCCCAGCUUAAAAAUGUUGCUGAGCUCAGAAGGCCUACUUCUCAUAGCUUUCUCCAGAAAUAGUGCAUGUUGGUGACUUCCAUUAUCCUGGAAAACUAGCAGACAUUUGAAAUGUGUUCUUCCGCGUGUCUACGUAGAGCUUUUCCAGGGGAGAACAGGUAGCUGAACUGGUGGUGUGAAAAGCUGUUUUCUCCUACAUAUGUGAUUAUGUUCAUAGAGUAGCCUUGGUCUCGGCUGGACCUCGUCUUCAGUGUUGUUUUCCCUGAGUUUGCUUUGUGAAUUAACUGGGGGAAUUGAACCUCUUUUGCCAAAGAGGAAAAAUGUAUGUGUUUUGUUUGUUAAUAGAAAAUAUGGACCAAAAAAACCCACAAUCCUUUCUUUAAAAACUGUAACCCUCUUUGUGUGUGUGUUGUUUUCUAUGAAUCAGAUCUGUGUUAAAAUGGGGUGCUGAAAGAUCAUGGCAGACUGUUUGGUUAUAGCGAAGGAUAAACCAUUUUACUUUAUGGAGUUUACAUGAUUCUGUGUGUAUCCUAAUUGUAAUAAACUAUGCCAAAUCAGA